Messenger RNA from Saprolegnia parasitica CBS 223.65, 471 nucleotides. RefSeq lists its product as hypothetical. Gene Ontology annotation, cellular component: cytosol. Gene Ontology annotation, molecular function: protein kinase regulator activity. NCBI's taxonomy places the organism in Eukaryota, Oomycota, Saprolegniomycetes, Saprolegniales, Saprolegniaceae. Gene Ontology annotation, biological process: regulation of translation; cellular response to amino acid starvation. The record is from RefSeq and is a predicted model, not a curated record. The transcript has a single exon. The annotation marks the transcript as partial.
AUGCAGUCGAUGAAGUUUGGACACUCGAUCGACGCGCCGUCGCUCGUCAUAUCCGCGCUUCAGCGCGUCUUCACGACCCGCAUCUCAGAGACGAAGAUGACUGUCAGCAGCAUGUGCGCGAUGGUCAACGACGCCAAGGACCUCGCGCCGUAUCUCCUCGACACGAUUGCGCCGCGCUUCCAAAUGCAGCUGCUCGAACUGAUUCUCGAGGUCCGCACGGUCGCAUCCAAGGUGCUUGGAAUGUUUGUCAAGGGCCUUGGCGAGAGCUACUCUCUGCACCUCGUGUUAUCGCUGCUGCAAACCAUCGAGUUGGAGUCAUCAUCGGUCGAGGGGUCGGGUUCGGCCCAGGGGCUCUACGAUGUACUCGUCAACCUUGGCCCGAGCGUGCUCGACCACGGUCUACGCGACGAAAUCUUUCCGAUUGCGCGCCACCCAAGGCCGCAGCUAUGGUGUCGGCGUUCGCUGCACGUG